AUGUGGCCUCUACAGGAGGCCCCGCCCCUUGAGCGCGACGCGCGGGCCGGGAGGGGCGGGGCGAGGGAACUGGCGAGAAAGGGCGGGGAGCGAGCUGGGUGGGUGUGCUCAUGCCCGCGCACUGGCGCCUGGAGUGUGGGCGGGGGCACGCCCGUGCGCGCGCAGGGGAGAGGCCAGCCCAGGCGGCCGUUGUCGGGUUCGGCUGCAGGGGCGGGAGAGUCACCUGCGAGUGGCUGCUUUGGCAGCCGGCCCGCCCGCACGCCGCGUCUGGAUCGCGCCGGCUGCGCGGGGCCGCGGACCGCACACACCCUGGGAGGCCCGGGGCGGGGGAACAGGCAGAGUCUGUGCCCCGCGUCCGCGACUAAGAGGAAUCGGACUUCGCCGUCACCGCCCGCGCCCGUCUGGGUAGGUGAAGCCCGGGUUGGUCGCCCGCUGGCUCCUGGUGGGCCGAGAAGGGAGAAGCGAAACUUUCCGGGAGCUUCCUCCUGCGGUCCCGGGGCCGUCGCUGCGCCGGGAGGUGUCGGCGUCGCGGGCGGCGGCGGACGACGCCAUGUUGGGGUCUGUGGGAAACGGGGCGCUCUCGGGCUGCUCCCCUCGCGCUGGGCCGGCCGGGGGACGAGUCACCGCCGCCGUCCCGCCGAGCCCGGAGAGAGCCGCGCCCGCCCCGGUACAGCGCCGCCGGGGGAGUGCGGGGAUCGCCGCGAGGGUCCGGCCCGCGCCUCUGCGGGAGGGAGCCUGAGAUGUUUGCCACAGUUUAGUCCUUUGACCGCUAUUCUCUUCCGUACAUCAACCAGGAUUUCUAGAUGGAUGACUACCAAAUUCUAUCUGUCCAAGUGCUCCCUGCUCAUCCUGGCAUUACUGUUGACAGGUGUGUGUCUUGUGAAUAUCCUGGAGGACUUCAAGAUAAGUAUGUCCCAAAUUGAUUUCGUCUCCCUCUUGAAACAAAGCUAGUAUCUGCCUAGUGGUUUAUACCUAAGCCUUUGAAGUCAUUUUAU
This is a messenger RNA of Nycticebus coucang (slow loris), 995 nucleotides long. Its product is annotated as translation initiation factor IF-2-like. The transcript is spliced from 2 exons. Lineage: Eukaryota; Metazoa; Chordata; Mammalia; Primates; Lorisidae. Bases 1 to 951 code for a protein of 316 amino acids. The record is from RefSeq and is a predicted model, not a curated record.